Penicillium coprophilum is the source of this 1998-nucleotide messenger RNA. It is a transcript of the gene tah18, whose product is annotated as NAPDH-dependent diflavin reductase. Bases 1 to 1998 code for a protein of 665 amino acids. Gene Ontology annotation, molecular function: flavin adenine dinucleotide binding; NADPH-hemoprotein reductase activity; FMN binding. Gene Ontology annotation, cellular component: cytosol. NCBI's taxonomy places the organism in Eukaryota, Fungi, Ascomycota, Eurotiomycetes, Eurotiales, Aspergillaceae. The record is from RefSeq and is a predicted model, not a curated record. The transcript has 4 exons.
AUGACGUCAGCCGACUUUUUGGAGGGGCAAAGCAAGGAUUGUUCAGACACUUCGACAUCAGAGCACAGAAUGGGCGACACCACGGGUCCACGUCCCUUAGAACGGUCUGUGCUUAUUUUAUAUGGCUCCGAAACUGGCAAUGCACAGGAAGUGGCCGAGGAGUUGGGCGCCUUGACCGAGCGGCUCCAUUUUGUGACACAUGUUUCUGAGUUGAAUCUAUGCAAGCCGGAAUCCCUUUCUUUAUACACAUUCGUCAUAUUUGUGACCUCCACAACCGGACAAGGCGAUUUUCCAGCCAAUGCGCGGUCUUUUUGGAAGUCGCUCUUGCUGAAGAAGCUACCCGCGACAUUUUUGAAUGGUGUAAACUUCACUUGUUUUGGGCUGGGUGAUAGCUCUUAUCCCAAAUUCAAUUGGGCGAUACGCAAGCUCUAUAAACGGCUCUUACAGCUUGGCGCAAACGAAAUCUAUCCUACGGGCGAAGCAGACCAGCAACAUCCAGAGGAACUCGAGGGAACCUUUCUACCAUGGAUGACGGAUUUUCGAAAACAUUUGCUGGGCAGACAUCCUCUCCCUGCUGGACAACACCCGAUCCCAGAGGAUGUGCAGCUCCCACCAAAGUGGAAAUUACAGUUGGUGGGGGAGAGCGAUCCCCUCCCAACACUCCAAGCUGGCGUCACAAAGGAACACCAAGCUUCUGCAGAUGAACAUCCGGGACUACACCAUCUGGACCAUGACUCCCGACCUAUCCCACACUCGCUCUCUGCAACGUUGACCGAAAAUCGGCGCAUUACUCCACGAAAGCAUUGGCAAGAUGUGCGCCAUAUUACCCUGACCGUCCCAGACUCUGUUUCUUACGUUCCCGGGGACAUGAUCGCCAUCACACCGAAGAGUUCUUCUGUUGAUGUUCAAACCCUUAUUGACUUGAUGGGCUGGAACAAUCAGGCAGACCAACGAGUCUCACUCGUUCCAACAGGAAAUAUUCCAUCGCCACCACCCAUUCUCGGCCUCGACUCUUAUCCCAACCUCACCCUCCGAGCCCUUCUCACAGACUAUCUCGACAUUAAAGGGAUACCCCGCCGAUCAUUCUUCGCCACAAUUGCACACUACACCAAUGAUGAAAUGCAUAAAGAACGGUUACUAGAAUUUACAAAUCCCCAAUAUAUCGACGAGCUGUGGGAUUACACAACACGCCCACGACGUAGUAUACUGGAGGUCCUGCACGAGUUCGAUACCGUCAAAAUUCCCUGGCAGCACGCGAUAUCUGUUCUCCCAGCCAUGCGGGCCCGCCAAUUUAGCAUUGCCAGCGGUGGAACACGCAAGCAAACUGCUGAUGGCAAUACACGAUUCGAACUCCUCAUUGCUAUUGUCAAAUACCAGACUGUGAUCAAGAGAAUCCGCGAGGGAGUCUGUACCAAGUAUCUGUCCGUCCUCCGUCCAGGUAGCACCCUUCAAGUCCAGCUCCAGGCCGGCGGUCUCAAGUCUUCAAUUCAGCAACUGACCGCAGCGACCGUGCUCAUUGGGCCGGGCACUGGAGUUGCACCCCUGCGCUCCAUGCUUUGGGAGAAAGCGGCACUUGUGCAGGCUUACCGCGAGCAAAAUCCGGGCGUCAGCCCACCAAUCGGCCCUACCAUUCUCCUAUACGGAGGCCGAAACCGAGAAUCCGAUUUCUUCUUCGAGGAAGAGUGGACCGAGCUUAGCAAGCUUAUUCCAUUACAGGUACUUACUGCUUUUUCGCGUGAUCAGCAACGUAAAGUCUAUGUGCAAGAUACCGUGCGCGAGAACUUUUCGCUCUUCUUCCGUCUGUUGCAUGAUAUGCAGGGGUCCGUUUAUAUUUGUGGUUCCUCGGGUCGCAUGCCUCAAGCUGUGCGUGAGGCGCUCAUCGAAGCGUUUCAACAUGGUGGAGCUCCUUUGCCGGGGCAGCCUUUCACUCGUUCCCAGGCUGAAGGUUAUCUCACUGGCAUGGAGCAAAGUGGCCGCUACAAACAAGAAACUUGGUGA